Molecule: messenger RNA, 1465 nt
Organism: Linum tenue
Lineage: Eukaryota; Viridiplantae; Streptophyta; Magnoliopsida; Malpighiales; Linaceae
Source: the annotation of a GenBank genome assembly
CAGAACAGAAGAACUACAGAACAGAAUCAUGGCUCUUCCACCUCACGAUGAACUCAAAAGACCACAACAAUACCCACUAGACUCCAACGCAUACAAGAUCGUCGACGAGAUCGGCGUCGGCGUCAGCGCCGUGGUAUACAGAGCACUCUGCAUCCCCAUGAACUCCACCGUGGUGGCCAUCAAGUCCAUCAACCUCGACCAGUCUCGAGCCGAUUUCGACACCAUCCGCCGCGAGAUCAAGACGAUGAGCCUCCUCUCCCACCCCAACAUCCUCGAGUCCCACUGCUCCUUCACCGUGGACCGCUGCCUCUGGGUGGUGAUGCCGUUCAUGUCGGCGGGGUCGCUCCACUCCAUCAUCUCCACGGCUUUCCCCGACGGCCUCUCCGAGCCCUGCAUUGCCGUGGUGCUCAAGGAAACCCUCCGCGCCUUAUCCUACCUCCACAACCAGGGCCACCUCCAUCGCGACAUCAAAGCCGGGAACAUCCUCAUGGACUCAGCGGGCCACGUCAAGCUAGCAGACUUCGGCGUCUCCGCUUCCGUCUACGAGCCCAACAACAACAACUGGGCCCACGGCAGUGGUGGGCUGACGGACAUGGCCGGGACACCCUACUGGAUGGCGCCAGAGGUGAUCCACUCCCACAACGGCUACAGCUUCAAGGCCGACAUUUGGUCCUUCGGCAUAACCGCGCUGGAGCUCGCCUACGGCUGCCCGCCAAUGUCCCACCUCCCGCCGUCCAAAUCCUUGUUGAUGAAGAUCACCAAACGGUUCCACUUCGCCGACUUCUACGAGAAGGGUGACAAGAAGAAGAAGAAGUUGUCGAAAAGUUUCAAGGACAUGGUGGCGAGCUGCCUGAAUCAGGACCCUGGGAAGAGGCCGUCUGCUGAUAAGCUUCUGAAGCAGUGUUCGUUUUUCAGGAACUGUAAAGGGCCAGAUUUUCUGGUGAGGAAUGUGCUUUCCGGGUUGCCUAGCGUGGAAAAUAGGUACAAAUGUCAGCCUAAGGAGGACGAGGAUCACAAUAAUAAUGUCAAGGUUAGGAGGAUCAGUGGGUGGAACUUCAAUUUGGACGGGUUGAAGGUUGAACCUGUUUACCCGACCGAGUUGGACCGGUCGACGACGAGUGACGAUCAUUCCGGUGGGAUCAGUAGUGGCAGUGGUAGUGAGAUGAGCUGGCCGGCGGCCGCGUCAGGGAUCGGGGAAGAUGGGGUGGAUAGAGGGGCGAUGGUGGGGAGCUUGGUGGUGCUGAGGAAGAGUUUGGAUGAUCAGAGGGAGAAGGUUGUGAAUUUGAUUGGGUUGUUGGGGGGAGGGGAAGUUGGCUUGUUGAGCAAGGAAGAGCAGCUGGCAGAAGCCAACGAGAGGUUGCAGCUGGAGCUGGAAAGUGAGAAGCAAAGGAGUCUGGAGUUGGAGAUGGAGCUUGGGUUUCUUAAGCUCCUUGUUUCUGGCGCGUAUGAUGAUGGUGCUCGGUAA